AUGGCUCCUAAUAACGUCACUACCGUCCUUCUGUUGGGAUUUCAGAACGUUCACAGUUUCAGGAUUCUUAUUUUCCUCCUCAUCCUCGUGGUUUACUGCGUGACCACGUCUGGAAACGUUCUAAUCAUCGCUUUGGUCUCAUGCAGCAAGAACAUCCGCUCUCCGAUGUAUUUUCUUCUCUCGCAAUUGUCCGUGUCUGAUCUUCUGCUGAGCUCGGAUAUCACCCCCAACCUGCUUCACGUUCUACUCAACGAUACAGGCACCAUAUCCCUGCCAGGUUGCAUUUCACAAUUUUAUUUCUUCGGUUCCUCAGAAAUCUCAGAGUGUUUUCUUCUGACAGCAAUGUCCUAUGACCGGUACUUGGCCAUCUGUAAACCGCUGUAUUAUAAUUCGUUAAUGAGCCAUGGGUUCUGUCUGAAAUUAAUCAUCAUAUCCUGGCUGCUAAGCUUUUCUAUAAUGUUGGCUGAAGCUCUCAAGAUAUACAAGCUACACUUCUGUGGGCCUCGUGUUAUCAACCAUUUCUUCUGCGAUUUUUAUCCUCUCCUAGAACUUUCUUGCUCCGAUGUUUCCAGGGUAAAAAGAGAAGUUACGUUGUUGUGUAUCCCUGUGAUCAUUUGCCCGUUCGCAAUCAUUAUGGUAUCGUAUGCUUAUAUAGUCUUUACCAUCCUAAGCAUCUCAUCUCUUCCUGGUCGUCAGAAGGCCUUCUCCACGUGCAGCUCCCACUUGACCGUGGUGACAAUAUUUUACGGGACACUGAUUGGCAUGUAUGUGAUUCCAACAAGAGGGAAAUCCUUAUCGGCAGGCAAAGUUCUAUCAAUGCUCUACACAGUGGUAACUCCAUUUCUUAACCCUAUCAUAUACAGCUUGAGGAACAAGGACAUCAGGAAGGCAAUUAAAAAAACUUUUGGUAUUUAA
Molecule: messenger RNA, 915 nt
Organism: Spea bombifrons (plains spadefoot toad)
Lineage: Eukaryota; Metazoa; Chordata; Amphibia; Anura; Pelobatidae
Product: olfactory receptor 11L1-like
Exons: 1
Coding region: 1-915 (304 amino acids)
Biological process (GO): G protein-coupled receptor signaling pathway
Cellular component (GO): membrane
Molecular function (GO): olfactory receptor activity; G protein-coupled receptor activity
Source: RefSeq, a predicted model, not a curated record